GCCCGGAAUAACUGGUCGUCCAAGAUCACAUCGCGACUUGAGAUUAGACGGCGCCGCUGGGCAUCGACUGCGAUGGGUGGAUGGACUCCUCAGGAAGGGUCGUUUUACCCACAGCUUUUGAGGAUGCGGAUAUAGACCAUCUCGCGCUGCUCAUAGCGGAUAUGUUGGAGCGGCUGAUGGCUCACAAUGACAGGAUACCCUUGCUACCCGAGAGCUUGACGCGCUUUCACUCCAGAAGUGCACCGGGGAUCAGCGUGCUAGAAUAUCUCCGUCGCAUAGUCAGGUUCACGAAAGUCGAGAAAAGUAUCCUUCUGCUAACAUUGCAUUAUGUUGACCAGAUGUGUGCGCGCACACCGCUCUUCACUCUCUCCUCCCUCACCGCGCAUCGUUUUAUCAUCGCUUCAAUCGCCGUGGCAAGCAAAGGCCUAUGCGACACAUUUUGCACGAAUAGCCUCUACGCUCGAGUUGGUGGAAUAUCUUUGACGGAGCUGAACGUCCUCGAGCGCGAGUUUCUCCUGGGCAUUGACUGGCGGUUGACGUGCACCCGUGAGGUUCUUCAAGAGUACUACAUCAACCUCGUCCGGACCGACUCUGCCGCGCGUUUCACCAUCCCCGAAUCAGAAUCCUUCUCAACUUCGGAGGACAGUGACGCAGACAUGGAUAGCGGAGACGCGGAGUCACGCUCACCGAGCCCACUGCAAAUGCAGGCACAAGCUCAGGGCGUGCGACCCCCAUCAACAGGCACCAUCCUCCCUGACACCGCGACACUCACGCCUCAGGUGCCACAAGGCCCUACCAUCGAGCAGAACAUGGCAUUCGCUGCCCUCCAGGAGUCGCUUGGGAGGACACGUAGCCAUCAAGGUCAGAAUCAUCCGGGGCCGAGUUAACAAGGGGAGAUCAAUGGGAGAUCAGCUGGUUAAGACGUUGACGGCGGGGUUGUAUCAGUUUAUUUAAGGGGUGAAAGGCGAAUGUCUCGUAUGGUAUAUCAUGGCACUCACAUCAUCGCGGACACUCCGUGCGUGUCUAGUCUUCGAAUCUCAUUAUGUUUGGCUGCACAAAUCACAUGCUCCUAGUGUUUUUCAAGCGGGUGUUCGGGUUUGGCUGGCCGCGAACAGGGCCGGCAGGCUAGGCCCAAACAGGACAGAAUCAUUCACUAUCAUCCAACGACGUUAUUGCACGUACGAGAAUCAUUACGCCUUCUCUCUGCCCCACGUCGACAUUUUGAAGAUACGGUAGAUCGUGGGGACAUUGUCAAGAGUACUUAUCUCGCCAUACAAGCCGGUUCUGGGGUAAACGCCGGCGGCAGUGUUCUUGCCCCGCAC
Coniophora puteana RWD-64-598 SS2 is the source of this 1322-nucleotide messenger RNA. RefSeq names its product cyclin-domain-containing protein. Bases 81 to 887 code for a protein of 268 amino acids. The transcript is spliced from 5 exons. Gene Ontology annotation, molecular function: cyclin-dependent protein serine/threonine kinase regulator activity; protein kinase binding. The record is from RefSeq and is a predicted model, not a curated record. Gene Ontology annotation, cellular component: nucleus; cyclin-dependent protein kinase holoenzyme complex. NCBI's taxonomy places the organism in Eukaryota, Fungi, Basidiomycota, Agaricomycetes, Boletales, Coniophoraceae. Gene Ontology annotation, biological process: regulation of cyclin-dependent protein serine/threonine kinase activity.